Rhodofomes roseus is the source of this 1158-nucleotide messenger RNA. RefSeq lists its product as uncharacterized. Gene Ontology annotation, molecular function: DNA-binding transcription factor activity, RNA polymerase II-specific; protein dimerization activity; RNA polymerase II cis-regulatory region sequence-specific DNA binding. The record is from RefSeq and is a predicted model, not a curated record. Gene Ontology annotation, biological process: regulation of transcription by RNA polymerase II. The transcript is spliced from 2 exons. Bases 1 to 1158 code for a protein of 385 amino acids. Lineage: Eukaryota; Fungi; Basidiomycota; Agaricomycetes; Polyporales; Fomitopsidaceae.
AUGUCCCUGCUCUCGUCGUCGGAGGCGCAGUCCUUCAACGCCUUCCUCUCCUCGGUCGACCACACCAACGACGCAGAGAUCAGCCCCGAGCUCCUUGAGCAGAUCUCCAUCGCGAAGGGGAGGCAUGCCCUCGCAAAGGCCACGAAGGAUCUCAUGUCCCUGGGCAACCGCGCCCACGGCAGCAGCAAGACUCGCUCGGGGGCCAGCAGCCGCUCAGCUGGAGCGGGCGUAGGUCCAGGAGCAGCGGGGCCGAGCCAUUGGCCCAGUUUCAGCCCGGAUCCGAAUGGCGGCGACGCGCGGUCCCCCCGCUCGUUCGACCAGUCGAUGACACCACACGAGCUCGCCGCGUACCCGAUGCCUGCGCACAGCCAGUCGCAGCCGUCGAUACAUUCGCUCACAUCGGGCUCACCGCCGUAUACGCUGCCACCUCUCAACGGCGGCCUGUCGCCUCCUGACGACGGCUUCGAUACCCCUCAUCGCAGCUCGCUCAAUUCGACCCCUUCCGCUCCUUCAGUAUUGGACCACCCGACUGGCAGCUCGUCGAAGCGCCCCUUUCCAGAUGACUCUGAGCCCAGCAGCUCCAAACGCGCAAAACAGUCAGCGCCGCGCGAGAAGCAGCGCAGACAAUCGUCUGCGAGCGCGAGCUCUGCCAACAAGCAGGCGAAGCCUACGCUGCUGACCCCGGCGGAGAAGCGCGCGAACCAUAUCCAGAGCGAGCAGAAACGUCGAGCGAAUAUUCGUAGGGGAUAUGAGGCACUGUGUGCUGCGGUGCCCGCGCUGCGAGAGGCGCUUGCGCAAGAAGAGGCCAACGGCGGCGGAGAGGCCGAGUCGAGUGCGAAGGGACGCAAACGGCGGAAGAAGAUCGAGGACAAUGCGCUCGAUGGACGAGCAGGGCCAAAAAGCGAGAACGUGGUCCUGCAGAAGACCAUCGACUACAUCCGUGCGCUGCUCGACGACCGCGAGGCGCUUUUCUCUCGUCUGCAAAACGCGCGUCAUGUCCUUGGCGAGGGCCACCCUGCUUUGGUGCUCACUUCCGAACUCCGAGAUAUCAGCGGUGUACCGCUUUGGGACCGCGAGUGGAACGGCGGUACAGGAAUUGACGAGGGCGCUGACGACGACGAUGGUGACGAGUUUGGCGGAAGCGAAGACGAAGGGUGA